AUGAGGCCUUCGUCCCUCCUUAUGCGCCCGGCUCAGCCGAGUUCCCAGAAGAAGCGACAGACACGGCGCGGAUGCGUCGUUGCUAGACGUUUCGUGUCGAUUGAACCAGCCGUCAGAGGCCCGGCCAACUUGUCACAACUCAUCCGUAACGACGCAACGAGGAGGCUUGCUAAUGCAGCGUCAUAUGCUGAACGAACCGUACUCCGGAAGAGCCCUCCACCAUGCGUUCACGCUCCGUCUCAGUGCACUCAAGACAUGCCCUGGCACAAUGCGAAGCAGCAUUUGCGACUGAUCGCGCUCAUUGGUCGUUUGGUGAAGUACCCCAUGGCUCGACAUGAUACGGCACGCUGCAGCCUUUCACGAGCGGAUAUUGUUCUCUGA
This is a messenger RNA of Colletotrichum destructivum, 381 nucleotides long. RefSeq lists its product as uncharacterized. The record is from RefSeq and is a predicted model, not a curated record. Lineage: Eukaryota; Fungi; Ascomycota; Sordariomycetes; Glomerellales; Glomerellaceae. The transcript has 2 exons. The coding region runs from base 1 to 381 and encodes 126 amino acids.